AAAUUUUUGAAGGAUAAAUCAAACCCAAUGCAACCCGAUCAUAGAUGAUAAAAACAUCUGUCAACACCUGUCUUUCUUUCGUGUUCUCUUGACUUAAGACCACGCCCGUGGUGUGCCGAAAUCUGACUCCCUGGCAGAGUUUGACUCACAGCAGCAUGGCAAGGAUGUCAUCGUAACAACAGAGAAAAAAAAAUAAUAAUAAUUUUAAUAUCCAUCGUACUCUAUCCACUGUAUAUCCACUGUAACGUUACAUUUACUCCAAUUCUAAGUAAUUUACGCAUUGGAUCUUCUCAUCGUUGUUAUGUAGAUAAUAUCUUUGUUUCAGUUCACAGUGGUAAAAAUAUAAAAAUCCGGUUCAUCGACUCUAAUGACAUUGUACGAGAUAUUCCCGAACGCCUCUGAAUGGCUAUGUGGGAAGCGUGACAGGAAGCGCGUUGGAACCGAAACCAAGAAGUAAACUGCUUUACCAUUCGGAGAAACAGAACUUCCAUUUCACACGCGGAAAUCGAUCAUGGAGGUCCCGAAGGUUUUUGUCCUGUUGACUUGGAUCCUGGCUGUAUUGGAGGCCAGUGACUAUACAGGCAACCACAGUUUGGUGAUCUUUGUGACCUUCGCCCCUGGGCACAGAUUCUUGCCAGAGUACACCUCUUAUGGCAUGCUUGAUGACCUGAAGGUUUUCCACUACCAGAGCAACUCAAUGGCAUUAUCUAGUCCACUGAAGCAUCACGGCUCCCUCUCCUCUGUCUGGAAGGCCCUUGAGGACUGCACCAUUUUCAAAACUGGUUUCUUCAAACGUUUCGUGAGAGAUGCGAACACAACGUUAGGCGUGAAUGUUCCGAUCCUGCAGUUGAUCUACGGUUGCAAACUAGAUGAAGCAGGAAACCAGCGGGGACUGUACCAUUUCUCUGUCGGGGGGGAACACAGUCUCACGUUGGACCAGGAGAGUGUCAGCUGGAACACCUACCACCCACAAGCCAUGGGGUACAAGGACAUUCUGGAUGGCUUCAAGAUCUGGAACCGCAACAAUCUGAUGUAUAUAAAGCAAGACUGCGUCCCAAGAUUGAAGAAAUUUUACGAGCACAGCAAAGCCAUUAUCAACAGAAAAGAACGCCCUGAGGUUGCCAUCAGGUCCAGAAGUGGAUCGGGGCUGGUCCUCGUCUGCUUGGUGACUGGGUUCUACCCGAGGGAGAUCUCGGUGAACUGGGAACGGGACGGGGAGACCGUCUCAGACAACAUGUUGUCCACUGACGUCCUGCCCAACCAUGACUUCACCUACCAAGUGCAAAAGUCCGUGGACGUCCCCGCUGAUGACCAACGCAAGUACACAUGCCGCGUGGACCACAGCAGCCUCCCGGAGCCCCUGCGUGUCCAAUGGGAACCUUCUAGUGCUGGACUGUCUUCCAAGCACAUUGGCUUAAUUGUUUUACCCUGUGUGUUCGUGGUUCUGCUAAUAAUAUCUGUGCUCAUCUGGAGAAGACGAAGACAAGCGUAGAAGAACAUCGAGUGGUGUACCACAUGGAAAGCUAAAUGGAGAGAUUGUGUGAUGGACAGAUUCUUUUCUGAGUCGUGGUUGCCGUUGGCCUCUCAACAAGAUACAGUAGCAGGGUUGCGGGUAUGCCGUUAGUUCACAGAGUAGCAUCAGUCACAUGACCAGGUUAUUUCUAGUCAUUCUGCUUGGUGCUGGGGUACAUUUCUCACCUCUAUCUGAGUCUUUCAGAUGUUUGUUUAGCUUUCUAAUACUGUAGCCUUUGUGUGUAAACAGCACCUUCAGUCGUUUUAGCGAGAAUACUGUUGUUUUCAUUCAUAAACACAAACAUGCUCCAAGCGCAAACAAUGCUUAUAAUAUGAUAAGCCGAUUAUUAAGCUUACAUAAGCAUGCACAACCACUUACAUGUUUGUGUUGUGUAUAGCAGUGCUUACUGAGGACAGGAGCAAGCCAAAUUAAGGGUGAAUAUUGUUUAUGAAUGCUGUGUUAGUGACAGGUCGAAAUGUUUACACAAUCCUGGGUUUAUACCAUGUUAGAAUAGACUGUAUUUGAUGCCAAGCCAUUUUAAUCAUAUGCUUGGCAUCAAAUGUUUUGUCUUGGUUUCAGACUGUCAUGAGUUAUAAUUUUGUUAUAAGUUAUAACUAAAUGUGCUGAAUGCAUCUUAGACCGUACUGUAACAUUCUGUUCCUGGACAUGCCGUUAUGAUGUAUCUACUGUACAUUUAGUCCGUGUCAGACUGUCAUGAAAGUGGAGAAUUUAGGGAAAUAGCUGUGCUGUAUGCUAGUUCUACACCUUCAGCAUUCAGCAUUAGCCAUGUUUCCACUGAUCCAUCUUAGCUGCAUGCCUGCUGUACGCAUCACCUCUGUGUGGCCAUUUGACAUUUAACUGACACCAGAUUUAUCAUGAGCCAAUAGCAUACGAUCAUGUAUAUGCUACCCAGCUGGGGCUAAGAAUUGAAGGAGUCUUUCUGGUUAUGAUAUUUUAUACUAGACGUUGUCACUCAAAUUCCAAGGGACCCUGAGCCAACCUACAGUAUGUUUGUGGUUGGCUGACACACAGUGCUACUGAUUCACAUGCACACAGCAGACAAACAGCCAUAUUGGGUUAGUAGAAAUGUGUCUUAAAUAACUAACUUAUUUUUUAUAUCUUGAAAUAAAUAUAUUUUAUUUACAACUGUGAUGUAGAAUGUUUUGCAAGUUACAUUAGUAACAUUGUACAAUAAAGCAAUUAAAGUGUGCAAAAAAGAA
Messenger RNA from Anguilla rostrata (American eel), 2733 nucleotides. Its product is annotated as zinc-alpha-2-glycoprotein-like. The record is from RefSeq and is a predicted model, not a curated record. Lineage: Eukaryota; Metazoa; Chordata; Actinopteri; Anguilliformes; Anguillidae. The transcript is spliced from 7 exons. The coding region runs from base 512 to 1492 and encodes 326 amino acids. Gene Ontology annotation, biological process: immune response. Gene Ontology annotation, cellular component: external side of plasma membrane.